CACCUACAAGCUUAACUCUCCACAUACAUUAUAUUUUGAGAUCAAACAACUUAUCAAUCGGAAGAAUGGAAGGGAAAACUUUGGUUCUAAGUGUGCUCGUAAUGAGUUUGUUCAUAGCGCAAAUCAACGCUAAGAGCUGCUGUCCAUCCACCACUGCUAGAAACAUCUAUAAUACUUGCCGUUUUGCUGGAUCUCCUAGGCCAGUAUGUGCAAGCCUCAGUGGCUGCAAAAACAUUAGUGGGACAAAAUGUCCUAAUGGAUAUACGCAUGACACUCUCGAAAACACAGGUAAUACUGUCGAUGCUUACUGCAAGUUGGGGUGUGUAUCCUCUGUAUGUGGUGGCUUAACCACUCUCCAGAACUCUGAUGCAAGUGAAAUCGUAAGUGGAGCAGUUGAGAAAUGUGCUAACGCAUGUUCUACUGUCUGCACCAAGGGUUCGGUGAAUGCAGUUGAAAUUGCCUAGUCAAGCAUAAAAAUACCACGGGUGAAUGGAGAUUUACACUGUUGUUUUCCAUGUAUCCAACAAUUACCAUGUAUGUGACAACAAUGUUAAUACUCUCGUGCUCGUACUUGUGUAUGCGUGUAGAAGGUUAUAAGUCUUCUACUCUCUAUCUUUUCAAUAAUGAAUAAAUGUUUGUAUCAAUCUUUAUGCUCUCAAGCAA
Capsella rubella is the source of this 663-nucleotide messenger RNA. RefSeq names its product probable thionin-2.4. Bases 66 to 464 code for a protein of 132 amino acids. Lineage: Eukaryota; Viridiplantae; Streptophyta; Magnoliopsida; Brassicales; Brassicaceae. The transcript is spliced from 3 exons. Gene Ontology annotation, biological process: defense response. The record is from RefSeq and is a predicted model, not a curated record.